GUAGCACAGGAGGGGAUGGGGGCAGAGAUACAGGAAACACAGGGGGAAUAAGAUGUAGUGAAGUCCCGGAGAAAACGAAAUAGGAGGGACCCAUCUAGAGCACGAAGACAGGAUUUAGCAAGGAAAACUGAGGGACUUGUCUCAGUCACUUGAUUUUGUUGAUUACAGGAACUCCAAAGUCAUCUGCUUAGGAUGAGAAGGGAAGAGGGCAGACAGCUUGAUACCAUAUAGAAAGUUUGAUAUAGUAGCUCCGAGUUAUGCAAGCAAGAGAUGAACCAAAAAGAGCCCCCCAUACACCCACUCACCAGAUUCCCAGGUUUCAAAUGUGUUCCGCGUAUCCAAGUGCCGUCCUUCAGAAGCUCUUCGAAAUAAUCAUUUGGGGGCGCACAGCAGUCCCUGGCACAGUCACCCGGCCAGCCUGCCCUGUAGGUGGCGUGGUGCCUAGGAAGGUGCGUCCUAGUUGGAGCCAGGAGCAGUCACCCAACUUGCUCGCCGAACAGGGGGCGCUCAGCCGAGUAAGUUUGCUCCCAACAUGCCUUGCGGCGAGAGUGGGGGCCCGCAUUUCUGACGCGCUACCGCGUCGUCCGGCGGGGUUUCGUGUGGUGAUCGGGUCGCUUCGCUCCUUGUUAGGAGAGCGCGUGGGUGAGAGGGAAAGGCUGCCGAGGAGGAGGCCAGGACUGAGCUAGGACUGAAGGAGGACUGAGUGAGGAGCGGAGAGGCGGAUCCAUUGGCGGCCACCGCUCACCACAGCAGCGGCGGCGGCUCUGCCGACUAGGCCGCGGCGGCCAUGGCCGUGGACUUCCGGGACUCCAGGAGCGGUUUUCGCCACAACGAGGUGGUCAUGUUCAUCAACGAAGAGGUGCUCAGUAACGGCGGCGGUCCAGACUUCUACUCGACCUUCCGCUCGCGGCCCUGGAACGAGAUCGAGGAUGAGCUGCAGUCCAUCCUGGCCGACCUGCAGGUGCCGCCGGCCGUCAAGAGGGCCUGCGUCUGGAGCGCGCUGGCCCUGAGUGUGCGUGUGGCCACGAGGCAGCGGGAGCAGCAGGCCCGCCGAGUCCGGCGGCUGCAGGAGCAGGUUGGGGAGCGCGAGACGGCCGCCUGGGCUCUGGCCUCCCAGCUGCAGCGGCUGCGCGAGGAGCACGAGGAGGUGGCCAAGCAGUUGCAUUGCACACGCAACGACCUGCAGCAGGCGAUGACCGAGCGCGAGGAGCUGCGUGGGCAGCUGCUCCAGGCAGAGAGGCAGCCCCAGGAGGUCGUACCCGGAUCUCGAGCCCAGCACUUCAGGGCUGAAGCGUGGCCUCUGACCACUGAGGAGCGAAACAAGCUGCUGGUGGCGACAUCACAGCGUAGGCAGAUGGAGGAGGUCCAGAGGGAAGCCCAGAAUGUCUCGACGGGCGGUUUGCUUUACAUGCCGGGACCCCCGAAUCCCUGGUCCCAGGUGGCUCAGCCCCCUCUGCCCAUGCCAUUCUCCAUGCCAUUCCCAUACCCACCACCUCCCCCACCUACGGUGGUCUCAGAAGUGGAAACAGUGGCAGCGGCGGCGGCGGCAGCAACAGCAGCGGCAUUCCCACCCCAGAUGCCUGCUGGGGGCACCUACCCACCUGGCAAGUGGCCUGCAGUUGUGUCCCAAGAGGAGGUAGCCCUGCAGCGGGACCCGAGGAUCGAAGGCCAACAAGAAGGUCCUGUGAGGCCCUGCUUCAUAAAUCUGUCAGGGCAGAGCUGGAGCCAAGAAGACCCAACCAAGCGACAACCUCAGGAACAGAUGCCGAGGCCACUCAAAGCUGCAGGAACUUCAUGUGAAGCUGAAGGUCCAGGUCCCAGUGUGCGAAUCCUCAUUAAAUACCCUUCUGGCUCUCAGCAGCCUCUACCUCAGUGAGAUCUCAGCUGGCUGGAGCUAAAGCGUAUAAAGGAAUCAGGGAAGAGGAGACAUGCUGGCACACAUCUUGGAACAAGGGAGGGCAGACAGAUUUUGUUAAACGUAAUCCUUCUGUUGGGGAAAAAGGGUUGACGUAGCAGAGUUUCAAAGGGGGUCGGGAGGGUUGUAUUAAAUUUAGGGGUUAUCACAAGUUUGUAAAAUUGCAUUCAUUAAUUCAUUCAACAAGUGGUUAUUAAUUAUCUAGUAUGUGCUAGGAACUACUGUUAUAUGUUAUCAUCUGAUGCACACAUUAUAACCCAAGUGGGUGACUUUGGUUAGAUGACAGGAGAGAGCCUAACUUGGGAUACAGAUUAUGUCAGUAGUGACUUCUUUGCCUUGUACAUAGUGUGGCUUUGGGAUAAAUCCAAUUGAAAUAAAGUCAAGGUCUGUUUCUAAGAUUCUGGGGGCAAUGUCAAAGAGACCGUCAUGGAGGGACUUGAAUGACUAAACUGUUCAUCACAUUAAUCCCAAUGGAAAUGAAUGGGCAGGGGCAAGUAUUGGCAAAGUGGCCUCACAAAAGUACAGGCAGGACUUCUCUGAUACUCCUGCUGAUUUCCUCCCCUGCGAGGAACAGCUAUUUUCCUGGUUGUCUGAAAGACCUCUGGGUUGUCUUUAAGAAAGACUUCGUUUGGGAGAGUGUUGGCUACACACUCAAGCCCUCAGCCUCAGUCUGCCCCCAGCCCCAGCCCCAGCCCCUUUCCAGUCAAAAGUGGGUGAAGAAUAAAAUAAAAUAGUUUCCAAGGACAGGCAUCAUGCUAUGGAUGGUGUUUCCCUUGGGAGGACGUACUGGAUUAAAAUUAGAACUAGAUAGGGACAAGCACUCUUGGGAAUGCCCCGGGCCCCUUCUCUACCACUUGGUGUGUUCUCUGCAGGCUCUGCUCCACUGAGGCAGCUGCUGCAAGCAGUGGGGAGCCAGGGUGGAGCCCAGAGCGUGGGAAGUUAGAUCAGCCUCCAAUCUGAACAAACAGUGUUCUUCAGUUCCCCCAGGAGAUCCCAGUUUACCAAGUUCCACCUUUG
Molecule: messenger RNA, 2932 nt
Organism: Vicugna pacos (alpaca)
Lineage: Eukaryota; Metazoa; Chordata; Mammalia; Artiodactyla; Camelidae
Product: testis-expressed protein 13D-like
Molecular function (GO): mRNA binding
Source: RefSeq, a predicted model, not a curated record